This is a messenger RNA of Lactuca saligna, 486 nucleotides long. Lineage: Eukaryota; Viridiplantae; Streptophyta; Magnoliopsida; Asterales; Asteraceae. The record is from the annotation of a GenBank genome assembly.
AUGGACCGACUGGUGCCGCCAUCGGUGGAGCCGCAACAUCAGUCGAUGACAAGGAUGCGAGCCGCCAACUGCCAUUGUUACCUUGUUGCUGCCACCGCUGGGGAGCUAGAGCGUGGUUACCGCUUUUGUUCGAUCAUUGGCCGCUACUGCCACCUUCGUGGGUCUCUGUCGUUCGUUGAAUACCACCAUGUUGGUGGCUGCUUUCGGGGUCCGAGCAAAAUGCAUAGGGGUCGCUACCCUAGUCCGCCGCUGCUAGCCACCGGAGAAGUCGAAAACUAUGAAGAUAACCACCAUGGCCGCCGGCCAUGGUGGUACCGCCAUGCGCUGCCACCAGCCACCAUUAGUGGCGAAAUAAUGAAAAGGAAGAAUCAAACCACCACCGUAUGGUGGUGGCUGCCGCCACCGGCCACCGUGUCGGGUGGCGGUGUGCUUAGUUGCGUUGGGAUUGCUGGUUUGGGAUGUUUGGACAUGGGACUAAAACCCUAA